UCAUCUUCCAUUUCUGCACUAUCAUUUAGGAGGUAUAAAUAGUGGCGGUACUUGCAUCGAUUGCCAUUACGUUUUACACGACAAAGCCAACCGAGAAAACGACAUCAUCUGAAAUGGGUCCACGACUUGGUCCUUUGCGAAAAACCGGAUAUCCUAACAUCAAAUUCAAAACCAAAUGCAACCUUUUAAAACAUUCCGCUCACUAUGUUCCUCUCGGUAUCUGCGCCUGUCAAAUCAUGAACAGACGUCGAAAGUCUCCUGGAAUACUCAAAAGAAGGAUACUCAAAAUUAACAAAAUGCGACUCGCGGAAAACAAGAAAACUGCUAAACAUGUGAAGAAGAAGAAGGGCACGAGUAAAGCAAAUGUUCAGUUUGGACUUGUAAACGCGCAUUCGCUUCUUAAUAAAGCGGACGACCUGGAAGAACAAAUAGUAAGAUUUAAACUCGACAUUGUUGCUGUUACAGAGACCUGGUUCGUCGAUGAUUCCGAUAUGAAAGAGGCGUGUCCUGAAGGGUUUAAAGGUGUUCACGAGCCACGAUCGGACGGUCACGGUGGAGUAGCUAUUUAUUACAGAGAUUACAUCAAGCGCUCCGUCAAACCGUUGAAAGAUUACGACUCAUUUGAAUACAUUGACGUUACCCUCACCAUCAGUCCAAGAGACAAAAUGACGCUCAUUGUCAUCUACCGCCCAGCUGGGAGCAAAGCUGACUUUCGUGAAGAGUUUGAAGAAUUCUUGGACAGCGUGAAAAGACGAGAGAAUCUGAUGAUCGUUGGCGACUUCAACCUGCCAUAUGAAGACAACGUUGAUAGGGAAUUUAUGAAAAUAAUUCAAUCGCACGGCCUCAAACAACAUGUCAAGGAUCCAACCCACGUAAACGGCGGAAUUCUGGAUUUGAUCUUGUCACGACCUUCCGACUCGUUGGUCAAAAACGUUCGAGUCGGUGAUUUGUUUAGUGAUCACAAAUUUGUCAGGUGUAGGAUCGAGAUCAAUUGAAGAAACAAGUUAACAAAUCUAAGAGGAAAGUGUGGUCUAGACAAACGCAACAGUGCAAUUCAAAAUUUACUACCCCAAACUAAUCCAACCCAAAUUCUACUUUACAUAAUUUUUAAAAUCCUUGAUUAUUUUUAUUCUAUCUCAUUUUAAUUCCCAUCUUAUACAAACUGCAUUAAAACUGGAUUAUGCCAAAGCCCUAACUUCAAUUAAUGAAUUUGGAAAAAUCGACCCGACUUCCAAACGAAUCAAAUUUGAAAAACCGACUUUGAUCGACCUUGUUAACCCAAAAGAAAAUAAACGACUAUAUACUACAUUUUCUAACUAUCUUGUAGAUUGUGCGUAGAUAAGAAGUACUGUACUGCUCAAAAUUGGGAAAUUGAUAGUCUCGCCAUUGGAAAUGUCGUGUCAUCGUGAAAUACGAGGAAUAGCUUAUUAGAAUAACCUUGAGGUUGGGACGUUGGGUUCAUCAACCUUAACUGUUGUAGGUUACUAAAAGAUCGAAUUUGAAAAUGAUUACCUGGAGUAACUUUCGAUUUUUGGGAAGAAUUAUUAUGUGAAGACACUUGUCAAAGCAGAAACUUAAUGUAUACCUAACUUACAUUGCGAUAUGCAUAUACAUAUGAUACCCACUUCAUAAAUUGAAUCAUUAUUCUUAUCUUAAAGAGUAAUAAAUAGGAAA
Messenger RNA from Daphnia pulicaria, 1674 nucleotides. RefSeq lists its product as uncharacterized. The transcript is spliced from 2 exons. The record is from RefSeq and is a predicted model, not a curated record. Bases 114 to 995 code for a protein of 293 amino acids. Gene Ontology annotation, molecular function: catalytic activity. NCBI's taxonomy places the organism in Eukaryota, Metazoa, Arthropoda, Branchiopoda, Diplostraca, Daphniidae.